Molecule: messenger RNA, 303 nt
Organism: Ylistrum balloti
Lineage: Eukaryota; Metazoa; Mollusca; Bivalvia; Pectinida; Pectinidae
Product: histone H1.4-like
Exons: 1
Coding region: 1-303 (100 amino acids)
Biological process (GO): nucleosome assembly
Cellular component (GO): nucleosome
Molecular function (GO): structural constituent of chromatin; DNA binding
Source: RefSeq, a predicted model, not a curated record
AUGCCGGGGAACAACCACCGGUUUAGACAUUCUCCCAUGGAAUGCCCGGGAACAAACAGCGGUGUAGUAGACAUUUUCCACAGGAGCUUCGAAAUUCCCAAAGCCCAUAUAGAAUCAACUGCAUCGGCGACGUCGAAGAAAGGAAAGGCAAAGACACCCAAGAAAGCAGCUACCAAGAAAACCACGGAGAAGAAACCAGCCAAGAAAACUACCAAGCCCAAGACCCCUAAGAAAAAGGCUGCCAAGUCUCCGAAGAAAGCUAAGACAGACAAGCCUAAGAAAGCUAAGGCUGCAAAAAAGUAA